This is a messenger RNA of Peromyscus maniculatus bairdii (prairie deer mouse), 1904 nucleotides long. Lineage: Eukaryota; Metazoa; Chordata; Mammalia; Rodentia; Cricetidae. The record is from RefSeq and is a predicted model, not a curated record.
GACAGUUGUAAGCUGAGAGCUGCCAUGUGGGUUCUGGGGAUUGAACCUGGGUCCUCUGAAAAAGCAGUCAGUACUCUUAACCACUGAGCCAUCUCUCCAGCCCCCAAGAGAGAUUUUCUUACAGUUUCUCCAAGCCUCGCUGUAUAAGAUACACACUGAAUGACAAGUGGAAAGAUUAAUUCUGUGCUUGGCAACAUGAUCUGACUAAGAAACUUCUCUAACAGAGGAAAUUGAAAUGAUGCUCUCUAAAUGAAAUGAGUUUACAAAGUAAUGUGCUUGUUUUAAGCAACCAUUAUGGGUUGUCAACAGUGACUGGAAUGCAAUAGUUUAAAUGUUUGUUAGUUAAGUCAGGGAAUGAAUGGUAUGCUCUGCCAAUUACUGGCAGUAUAUAAAGGUCCCAGGAUAGCAGAGGCAUCUACACUUGAGAAAUACUCUUUUGCAACCCAAGUGAAUUCUCCCCUAUUGACAACAUGUGUUGUAACUACUACGGCAGCUCCUGUGGCUCUGGCUCUGGCUCUGGCUGUGGAUAUGGCUCUGGCUAUGGCUGUGGCUGUGGAUAUGGCUCUGGCUAUGGCUCUGGCUAUGGCUGUGGAUAUGGCUCUGGCUAUGGCUGUGGAUAUGGCUGUGGCUAUGGAAGUGGCUGUGGAUAUGGCUCCUACUACAGGUCCGGCUGUUGUGGCUCUAGACCAUCUUGCUACAGAAGAUGCUAUUCUUGCUGCUAAAACAUCCCUAGGAGAGGACCAGUUGCUUCUGAAAUGACACUUCUGAAGAUCAUGCUUCUUUUAAGACCCAUGGCCAGGAUCUCUAUGUCCAAGAAACUACAAACUUGACAAAAUCUUUGACCUCCACCUGCACAUAUUUAGAAGAAAUCUUUGUGAUGGUGGCAUCUACAGUAUCAUCUCACUGGUUCUCAAAUGUCAGUCUUUGCUCUCUUGCCCUCUGGUUCCGUUGUCUGAAUGUGUUAAUGGCUGUAACAUCUACAGCUGGGAACAUAAUUUAUUUUCAAUAAAAUGAGCAUUGGAUUCUAACAAAUCUUUGUGUACUUGUAUAUUCCUGCCUUGGUUUUUCUUGAAACCUGGCUUAACUCUGCAUUGGCUGAAGUUUAUGGAGCACUUAUCUGAUAUGUGUGGACCUUCUUAUUUUGCAUCAAUAAUGUCUUCUCUACAUGCUUUCCAUGGACAUCUCAGGACUUCAUUCAUCUAAGCACAAGCCAUGGGGUAUUUCUGCACUGAGCUUUGGAAAUGGUACUAUGCCUGAAAUGGGGAAGGAGAGGAUGAGAGGAGGAUGAUACCCACUUAUGAGGUUAUAGCAAAUGUCCCAAGGGGGAACAGAGAUAGCCUGAGACCUGGAUGGAGGAAUGAAAUGAGAGGGAUUGUUUUCAGAGUUAUUGAAGAAUUAAAGUGAGACUUGGAUGUUAAGCAGGAGGAUUAAAACCCCAGAAAGGGAUAAGCUAGAAGAAAAAUAUAUUAUACAUUCUACAUCAGAUAGAAAUGCAAAUAUCUUUGCUGAAUUCAGCCUAGUGAUUUGAUUCUCUUAAACAGCAAGUGUUUUUGAAUAGACCACAUCCUGGAUACAGCAAGACUAUUACAGAGGAAUUCUGUUCUCUCAGUUCAUCUGCAUCACAAUAGAGAAGACAGCAACAGUGAUGAUACAUACUGAUAUAUGACUCCAGUUGAGGGGCUGCAGACAGUGGGAAAGAGUAGGGAUGGAUCAGUCAGGCAGUUCAGGGAGGUAUUUUGAAGUAGUGUUCUUGGAGCUAAUACCAAAAAAAAAAAAAUCACAGUAGCAAAGAAAGACAAGAAAAUUUAGCAACAAGUGCUAAGUAUAUAAAGAAGUUCCUUGCAUUUUAGGACCAGGUGAAGACACCAGAAUCAACUGUUGGACAUGGCUGUGGAAUAUGUGAA